AUGGCCAUAUCUAUCACCAGUCUGAACAACGUGAUGACGCAGGGGGAGGAUCCGGCCCUUGCUUUACAACACCAAGGUCGAACAGUUUACUUGAUCAACUCAAGGCUGUCCCAAGGGAACCCGGUCUCCAAUGCGAACCUAGCGGUGGUGGUCAUGAUUGCCCAAUACGAACGUUUGCGCGGCCGAUUUCUCGAGAGUCUCGUACAUCUCGAUGGUCUCUACAGCAUGGCUGAAAUGCGAGGAGGAAUCGCGAGACUUAUCAGGGAUGAGCCCUCCCUUGGUCAAAAGAUCGCCAGGGAAACUGGAGCCGCUCUUCAGAAGGAAUACUAA
This is a messenger RNA of Clonostachys solani, 330 nucleotides long. The record is from the annotation of a GenBank genome assembly. NCBI's taxonomy places the organism in Eukaryota, Fungi, Ascomycota, Sordariomycetes, Hypocreales, Bionectriaceae.